Ahaetulla prasina is the source of this 5325-nucleotide messenger RNA. It is a transcript of the gene RPUSD3, whose product is annotated as RNA pseudouridine synthase D3. The record is from RefSeq and is a predicted model, not a curated record. Gene Ontology annotation, biological process: pseudouridine synthesis. Bases 47 to 1072 code for a protein of 341 amino acids. The transcript has 9 exons. Lineage: Eukaryota; Metazoa; Chordata; Lepidosauria; Squamata; Colubridae. Gene Ontology annotation, molecular function: RNA binding; pseudouridine synthase activity.
UCUAUCGUGCAGCAGAUGCUUCCGGGCUAGCCGCCGCGCGCUCGGGAUGUUCGGGCUUAGCCUCCGCCGCGCGGUUCGCGCGCGCGGAAGGCUGCGCGCGCAUUUCAGCACCCCGCCGGCUUGGUAUCAUUUGCUGAACCUUAAAAAAGUAGACAAGUCAAUGGGAAAAACCCCCAAUAAAAUAAGCUACUUGAAACCCUUAAAGCCACUGGAACCUGAUUCGUUGUUGAAACUACUGAAAACAUCUAUAGUACAUGCGGAUGGUACUCUUGUGGCCAUUAACAAACCUUGUGGUAUCCCUGUAUCAGGCAAGCCAGAAGACCUGACUUUGCAAUCUGUUCUGCCACAGCUAAGCCAGAAUCUAAAUCUCCCACAAGAUCUCCAGGUGAUCAAAGCUCCAGAAAAGGAAGGUUCUGGACUUGUUCUGCUUUCAAGCUGCCCAAACACCACUCGAUAUCUCCAAGAUUUUUACAGUCAGCGCAAGAGGAAAAAGCUUCCAGUUGCUACUUACUGUGCUGUUACUACCAGGACUCCAGUAGCUACGGAAGGAGAAAUUCAUACAGGCCUCAAGAUGGUGGACAUCGAUGGCUUUGAUGUGGUAGUGCCAGUGGCUUCCCCUUCUCGUAAAAGCCUCCUAACCAAGGAGGUGAAAAAGACACUGUCGCACUACAAAGUGCUAGACUCAAAGGAGGGCUGUGCCCUGUUGCAGCUGCAGCCAGUGACAACUUUCCGGAACCAGAUGCAGGUACACCUGACCCUGAUCCUGAGCCCUGUGCUAGGAGAUCAUGUGUAUUCUUCUCGGGUGGGAACAGUUCUUGGAGAACCUUUUCUCUUGCCUGCUGAGGAGAGUCCACCUCGGACACAGGUUCUAGAGGAACAUUUGAUGCAAAAGCUCCGGUUACGGCAACAAGUGAUGUUUCGCUUGCAGCUUCAUCUCCACCUCCACCAACUUCUGCUCCCUGAUGGUUGCUGUUCUUCCCGCACUCUAUUGGUGGCCCCCCCUCCUCCUUUUUUCCUCCAGACACUUCGUAACCUUGGACUUAACCUGCCCCCUAUGAGCAGCAAGCAGUGAAAAGAUCUACAAAGCGUUUGUCUGGAUCCAUUCAUUGCUGGCAGCCCAGUCAAGUGGAUGCAGCUGCCGUUAAAAUCUGGGUCCACCCAAAGAAAAGGUCCUGUCGUUUUGGAAGGAAGCUUCUGCUCCUUCUGGAAAGAGGCUCAGAUAUAUAUCAUGUUCCUCCAGAGUUGCUUAAACAGGUGGCGUACAAAUGACUGACAGUGAAAAAGUGCUUAUCACAAAGUGUGAGCGGAAGGAAAUUUCUAAGUAAAAACCUAUUUUGUAACUACCGUAUUUUUCGGAUUAUAAAACACACCUAAAUUUAGAAGAGGAGAACAACAACAAAAAAGUUUUUGGCCUACCCUUUUUCAGGCCUUUUCCAGUCUUUUUUUGGCCUGUUUCUGGGGCUUUUUCCGACACAUUUACAAGGCUUUUUUUUUUGCCCGUUUUGGGGGCUUUUUUUGGCCUGCUUUCAAGACUUGUUACAGCCCAUUUUCAAGGCUUUUUGUGGCCCAUUUUUGUGGCUUUUUGGCCCAUUUUUGAGGCUUUUUUUGGUCCAUUUUUGAGGCUUUUUUGGUCCUUUUUUUGGAAAAAAAUGGCCCCCAAAAUGGGUCGAAAAAAGCCUCAAAAACAGGCCCCAAAACCCCCCAAACUGGCCAAAAAAGCCUCAGAAAAGCCUCAAAAACAGGCCAAAAAAAGCUCCAAAAACGGGCUAAAAAGCACCCAAAAUGGACCAAAAAAGUUUCAAAAACAGGCCAAAAACAGCCUCAAAAAUGGGUCAAAAAAAGGCCUGAAAACAGGGCAUACGGAGGCCAAAAAAUUGGUUGGCAGGUGGGCAGGGCUUGAGCAAUAUUCGGUCUAUAAGACACACAAACAUUUCAUCCCCUUUUGGGAGACAAAAAAAUGCAUCUUAUAGUCCCAAAAAUACGGUAGCUGGUAUAAUCUGGCUACAGAAGAUAUUUUAAGGAGGGCAUUUUUGGUUGGUUGGGUUUUUUUUUAAAGUUGUUAUACCCAUGGAACUGGGUUUUUUUUUAGCCAUCAAUCUUUAUGCCUGUGCAUGGUAGUGUCACAGCAACCCAGACACUAUUAUUAUUAGGAUGUAUGCAUUCUUAAUAUCUAGAUUGUAUAUUGUUGUGUGAAAGUAAAUUGUACUUAAUAUUUUCUCUAUAUUAAGAAGCAAUAAGCAGAUUAUAUGUUGGUUUAGGACUGCUAGGUGGAUAAGAAGGAGCUGAGCAUCCAGCCAGAGAAAAAUUAGGGGAAUGUUCUUUUCCAACUAUUUAGUUAUCAAAUGAGUUACCCUAUUGAAAAAUGCAAAGGAGAGCCCUGAAUUUGCAGAACGAUUUUGCCAAUAAAUUACUUCUUUGGCAUAUAGUACAGUAGGUGAGUUGCUGCUGAUUCCAGAGAUAAUUAUGUCUUGUUCUCAAUUGUAUGGAGCUCAGGGUUUUCAUGUCAAAAAGUUAUCUAAUCCACUCUUAAAUAUUCUCAGAGUGACUUUUUCAGCCACUAUUGGGCUGCAUUGGUGGAUUAAAAAUAAUAAAAUUGAAAAUAGUGUAAUCAUACAAGAUGUCAGCAUUUCAUAAAACAUUUUAAUUAGUUUUCAGGAUACAAAUUACUUCAAAGUUGUCCUGGUGACUAAAAUGGGCUCUGUUGAUGUUGCUUGGAUUAGAUGUCAUUUUUAAACACAAAAGGUAAAUAUUAAUUAAGAGAGAGAGAGAGCAAUAAAACACAGUUUAUUUUUUCCAAGGCUUUUAAUUAUUAAAUUUCAACUAAUGAUAAACAGCAAACGCUUCACCUAAUCUUCCUCAUCCUUUCACCUCUUUUUAUCAUUUCUGGACACAUGCAUUUAAGUGUUGAAGUUCUCAUAAAUUGAAAACAAGUACACAUAUUCAAACAUGUGCCUAUCCCUCGCAGCUGGCUUUUUUUAAUUAUUGUUCUGUGUGAAUGGCCCUUUGUGAUUUGAAAGUUUGCCUUCUGCUAACAUGAAAGUUUUCUCGCCCUGUUUCGCAAGGGAGAAGCCUGAUUAAUUUGGAAAUCACUUGAUUCCUGUAUGGACUUUGAACACAGACUGUUGUCAGGGCCAGAGGUUUAUCUUCCUUUACAAAAGCUUUCCUCUGCAAAAACAAUUGGAAUCUUUGGCUACUAGUUGGUGAGAAAACUUUUAAAGUGAGAUAGCCAGUACCUGGAUAUUUUUCACAAGCUUUGCCCAUAUGUGUACAGUAGUGGCCAAAAUUGUGAAAACCUUUUGGGAACACAACUUUUGGGGGGAAUUUCAAGAUAACCAUAUUCCACUGCUGGAAUGGCCUGGGAAUAGCCCAGACCUUAACCCAAUUGAAAAUCUAUGGAGCCAACUAAAGAAAUUUGUUAGUCAGAAGUGACCCAGUGAUAAAAACCAGUUAAUAGAAGCAAUCAUUCAAUCUUGGUUUCACAAAGAUUUGGUUCACUCUAUGGGAAGACGUUGUAAGGCCGUAUUCAUGCUAAAGGUUACCCAACUAAGUAUUAACUGUUGUGUUAAUUUUUGUAUAUCUCGUUUUUUCUAUGGUGAUAAUUUUUGUAUAUCUCAUUUUUUUCUACGUGUUUCACUUUUCUUCUUUAUACUGUAACUGCUAUUCUAAUAGCAAAUCCUUCAUAAAAUUUAUUGCUUUACAUUCUUGAUUAAAUUAUCUUUCCAUUGAUAUAUAAUUUUAUAGUACUAUUCCAAACAAAGUGGUGUUAUUAGCUAGUUUUAGAAAAUACACUUUUCCCAAAAGGUUUCCACAAUUUUGGCAACUACUGUACACAGCUUAUUCCAAACACCAACUUCUACCUAUUCUCUUCCAAAGUUCUGCUACAACAAAGAAUACAAGUUGUGUUCAGAAAUGGGCAAGAAGCAGCAAAUUAUAUGUGGUCUUAGGCCUGAUGCAACUAUUAUAUAAACGAGAGAAUAAAGAAGAACUGAAAUUUAUCCUUUAUAAAGCAUCUGCAACAUCUGGAAAAAGUAUAUAUCAGUUAUAUGCAUUUUUUGUUAGACUGAAGAUCUAGAAUAUUUGAGUCCUGUAGAGACUAAUGGAUAAACCAGGAAUUUAGGGAGCCAAAAUACUGCUCCAAAAUUUGGUUGGGUUCUGCAAGUAUAUGUGGUAAUAUUAUUUUUAAAGUACCCUUAUAUCUCAUAUAUACCAACGUAGAAGCCCACUUGCAGAUGUCAACCCUUGAAUUUUCAACUGAAACACCAUGAAAUACAUCACGUGCAGAUAAGCCAAUUGUGAAAAUUAAAACAUACAAAAAUUUUAAGAGUCAACUUAUCUGCAGUAUGGCUUAUCGUAAGCGUGUACGGUAAUGUUUUGGUGACUGCAGUCCAGAAAGUGGCUUAAAUUAUGAAUUAGAAUUUAUAUAAUGUCUAUGCCUUAAAUCUGUUGACCUAAUGUUGGAAUCCAGUAACAUCCAGAAGAGCAUAGCUUCUCCAUCCCUUAUUUUGCAUAAAUGUAGGUGUUUGAGGAAGCAGUUCUGUUAGUUGUAAGAGUAAUUCUGCAAAGAAUGGUGAACAUCUAAAAGUUACUUAUGUUCUAAGGCAGUGUUUCCCAACCUUAGCAAGUUUAAGAUGCAUGGGCUUCAAUUCCCAGAAUUCUGGGAGUCAAAAGCUGAAAGGUUGAAAAUCACUGAUCUAAGGAAAUUUCUAUAUGUAGAACAUAGACAGUUCUAUCUCACAUGCAGUAAGAACUGCUAUUGGAGAAAAUAUUAUUACUAAUGCUUGUUUCAGCUUCUGGUACUUUAUAUAAAUGAUUAUCCUAUUUUCUUCUUUUUGAUAGCACUGAAAAAGGUUUUGACUUGUUUGCUUUAAAUAUUAAAACAGUUCUCCAAGGAUUAGACUAGUAGAUUACAAAAGUAAAAUUUAUUGCUUUACAAAGAAUUUACAAACCACACUGUUACAAGACCUCAGUGUAAAUAUGUUAAUAGUAAAAUAAGGAAGAUAUAUACUUGAUUACCUAAAAUACAUAUUUUAUGGAUUGUAAUAAAAUUUAUAAAUAUAUAAAAUUUUUGGCAUCCUAUUGCAUUCUUUCCCAUUUUAAGAAAAAUAUUUUAUGCAUAUUAAUGGAAAUCUGAAACACUGAAAUUUAGCAGAGCUGGGGAAGAGAAUAUGACACAGGCUCCUUUUAUGUAUGGUUCCAGAGCUAAUAGGAAAUACACGGAAUAUAUUUGAAAUAUAUUUAUACAGAAAUAGCAUGCUAGAAUAUGUGGGAAGUUCAAGCUAGUUUAUUUAAGAAGCAGUCUUGUGCCAGAGUAAAUUAGUCCAUCUG